Messenger RNA from Closterium sp. Naga37s-1, 1164 nucleotides. Lineage: Eukaryota; Viridiplantae; Streptophyta; Zygnematophyceae; Desmidiales; Closteriaceae. The record is from the annotation of a GenBank genome assembly.
AUGAUGGCCGUGUUACCGUCCCGCGGCGUCAUGGCGGACCUCAUCUUCGGCUCGCGCGUCGGUCAAAUGACCUUCCCUGCCGACAGCAAGCAGCCCAAACUCUCGGUCGUCUUCUGGCCUCCCCCCUCCACCCCCUCCACCCCCUCCACUCCAUCCUCCUCUCCCGCCGCCUCACACCCCACGCCUGCCUCCCUGCCAGUUGACGAACCGGGUCUAGAGUCGGUUGAGAUGACUGCCAGUGACGGCACACGCUACCGCUGCAUCCUCCCCCCACCCACGCUCUCCUCCUUGGCCUCUCCUGGUGCUGGCGGGGGAGGGGCAGAAGGGGCCGGGGGGAAGGGCGGGGCAGCAGGAGUGGCGUUUGGGGAGAGCCGGAAGAGUCCGGAAGACCUGCUGGACGCCAUGAAGGGGUUACCCUGUUUUUACCGGCAAGACGGGUGGUGGACGUACGAGUUUUGCUACAAGAAGCACAUUCGCCAGAUGCACAUCGAGCAGCAGGAGGGCGAGAACAAGGUGACCAUGGACUUUGUCCUGGGGCGCUACAGCGCACGCGAGUCACUGCGCGCACAGAGGAGGCUUGAAGCGACUGCUGCUGCUGGUGGCGGCGAUGGGGGAAAGAGGUACCACGUGCAUGUGUACACCAAUGGUACAGCCUGCGACCUCACUGGCGCUGGCCGUCGCACCGAGGUGCGGCACGUGUGUGAGGAGGGCGCGCAGACUUUCAUGGGGACAAUCAAGGAGGGACCCACGUGUGAAUACGAGCUGGCACUGCACACCAACCUGCUCUGCUCCCACCCCCUCUUCCGCACGGUACGACAGCCCAUCCACUUCAUCAACUGCCACCAGUUCCCCACCUCCUCCUCUUCCUCCCACUCCCCCUCCCCCUCUACUUCUGACCCAUCUCCUCUCGAAAUCCCCUCUCUCGAAGAGGCUACGGAGGGGACUGGGGAGGGGGGUAGCCGGGGCGAGGUGGAAAAGGAAGGGGUUGCGGAUGGAGAGGGGGAGAAGGGAGAGGGAGUGGAGGGUGGUGGUGGUGGUGUUGUGGUGGAAGGGGAGGAGGAUGGGAUGCUGUCGUUUGUGUACGAGGGGGAGGAGGAAGAGGAGGAGCUAGUGGAGGUAGAUCCAGAGGUGGAGGAGAUAGAGGAGAGCCUCAGUGCUCUGUGA